AGUGUUGAGUAAGUUAUUAGUCAUUUUAGCUUAAGUGAGGAUGUGUUGCAGAUUAUUAUUUCAUUCAUCAUGCAAUGCGAAUAGCUAUUUUUCUUCUAAUGCCUAGGCACGCUUUGCCUACGCCUAGGCGAGCAAGGCGCUAGGCAAAGUCUCAACGCUCGCAUUACGCCUAGCGCAUUUUUGAACCUUGAUUUAUAGUCAUGGAGAGAUAACUGUCGUAGAAAACCGUCUCUUGGAUAACUCCCAAAAAGAACUGCUCUCUACUUCCUCGUAGUGGUGUUUACUCCUUCAAUCGCCUAGGUGCUUUCCUUAUAACCGCACUUGAUCUUGGAGUGUAGCUUGCCUCGCCUAGUUGUGUUUCAAAUCUGAUGUCAUGCUAGUCUUUUGAUAAGCAUGUGGUGUCUCACAAAGGGUGUUAUGGUCCUCUUGCCAGGCGGCCAUGGAAUUCUUACUCAUGUCUAUGGCCUUCUUGUCUCGUGGUCAUAUAGUUGUUAUUCAUGGCCAUGACCCUCCUUUCUCAGCGCUAUGAACCUCUUGGAACUUAACCCCAUGACUAGUGAUAUAAUGCUCCACCACCACAUCCUCAUCAUUCCGGUCUAUGGCCCCUCUCAUGAGGCGACAUAGGCCUCUCAAUCAUGCACAUAGCCCCUCUCACCUUCCUCGCGUAUGUAUAAGACCGAAUUUAUUCUAUUUCUAAAAAAGGAUUACUAAUCCUUAACUUUUCGAGGAAUCCUUCAUCAGUAGUUGUGAAUGAUCGAUUUUUCUCAAUCUUUUCGACCUCUUGGUUGGAUUAGACUUAUAAUAUUUCAGAGUCGUCCGAACUUGGUCAUGAGGCGGGCAUAACUUCUUCAUUCGUGGGCUCGCGGACAUGGACUUCUCAGUCAUGUUUGUGGCCCUUCCCGUGACACGCAUGGCCUUCUCAUACUUAGUAUUUUUUUUACUCUUUCAGAUCCGCUUCUCGUGGCAUGAUCACGGACUUGAGAAUUUUUUCCAUGUCCAUAGUCCCUCUCAUUGAGAUGACAUGUACUCCAAGAUUGUAAACAAACAUGACCCUCUUUGUUGAAGCAACACAUACUUCUAGAUUCUAGACGGAUAUGACCUUCUUUGUGAAGCGGCACAUGCCUUUAGAAGAAUUGUGUUGGGUGGUUGUACGCAUGUAAUUAUCGAUAUGUUUUAUCGAUUUAGUUCUAAUUUGUGCUAGUGGGAUAAGGUAAUUUGGGCUUGUGUUAUAAUUUGGAAGAAUUGUUUUGGUGGCUGUUUAAUGGUUAUAUUUUCAAUUUCAAAUGUAAUGUAAUGAUUCACUUAAAUAAUGAUAUUUCUAAGCUCGAAAUCGAAUGGGUAUGUUUAUCAUUGUUGCAGGAAGCUAGAAAACGUUUUGAAAUCCUCUGAAACCUUCUUCGAGCAUCGCGAUGGCCGCCGUCGCCGAUGGAGCCACGCCUGGCGCCGUUGGUGGCGGCCAGUCUUGGGCUUCCUUAUUUCCUGUAUCGGCAAAGGUCAAGUUGGAUUUCUAUGAGCCUGAGUUUGUCAACGGUUCUCUUCGGAUCCCCAAAUCAGUGGUUGAGGAGGGUACGAAGAAAUGGGAACAUAGCCUUGUCGGUCAAUUCCUAGUCGCUCCGCCUUCGCUUUCGGCACUGAGGUUCUGGGCUAACUGGAUUUGGAGCCGGGAUGGGGAGGUCAAGGUUUCGCUCCUUGAUGACAAGCUAGUCCUCUUUCAGUUCCCGUCGGAGGCGACCUGUCGAUGGGUGUUUGAAGGGGGGCCGUGGCACUAUCGUGAGAAGAUCAUCUGUCUUCGGCGCUGGAUUUUUGGGAUUAGAGCGCUGGAGAUUGACAAUUCAGCUAUUCCGGUUCGGGUCAGGCUGUCUGGGUUACCUGCUGAAUUGGCGAUGAGAGAAGGAUUGGGUCGAAUUGCAAGUUCUAUUGGUAAGCCUCUCUGUAUGGAUCAUUCUACUGCGCAUAGGGAGAGAGUAGGAACUGUUCGUGUAUGUGUGGAAGUUAGGGCUACUAAGCCUAGAAUUGACAAAAUCAGCAUUGCCCCUGAUGACAUGUCUGCAUUUACCAUUGAUAUUGAGUAUUGUGGCCUACCCCGCUGUUGUACUGCCUGUAGAGUGUUUGGAUAUGACUGCUCCCUUCCUCCUGCUGGGGUUCCCACUAAACGUGUGUGGCAUCGUAAGCAAGCCAAUGUGGCUGAAUUGGGACAGUCUGAGGUUGCUGUUACAGAGAAUCAAAUGCUGGAGAAAGUGGUGCAGGAUACUCCUGAGAAAGCUGCGCCGGUUUCAGGAGAGGGGGUUGCUAUUGAUAAAGGUAAACAAGUACUGGUAGAAUCAACCCCUCCUGUUACCCCUAGUGCUCUGCCCUCUCAAGAAGAAUUUAACAAGGUGAUCAAUGGUGCUAAGCCGAGGUCUAAUCUGAAAUUACCCACUUCUGUGCUGCAUUCUAAUGCAUUUGAAUUACUAUGUGGCCAAAGGGAUAUUGUUUUACAGGCCCCUCCACGAAAAGGGGGUAGAGAUGGGCUUCGAAGCUGAUAUGAUCCCAAAUUGCCGACCAUUCACGUCACAAUUACUUGACAAAGAAGCUAUCGAAGUUGGGAAGAAGAAGGGCAGAAUUUGGUUAAGUCAAAAUCCAUGUUCAGGGUACAUACUUUGGAGGCAUAGUUCUCUCAAUUGGCUUGGUAUAAAUUCAAGUUUAAUGGCUUGUUUUAAAGAUAACGUUUCCAUGUUUCCAAUGGUAUGCUUUGAGGAUCCAGAAGAUAUCAUUAAGGUUGUUUACCAAGGCCUCAAAUUUGCUACCUCAAAACUGGAAAACUGCCAGAAAAUGGCUAAGGCAGAAAACUGUUUUGUGAAGCCUACUUUAGAGCUCAGUUCAAGAAGCAUGGAUCUGAUUCGAGACCAAAGGCUUCUACAACAUGAAACUAGGUAUGUUUGUGAAUAAAGGAAAGGAAUUGGA
Linum trigynum is the source of this 2943-nucleotide messenger RNA. NCBI's taxonomy places the organism in Eukaryota, Viridiplantae, Streptophyta, Magnoliopsida, Malpighiales, Linaceae. The record is from the annotation of a GenBank genome assembly.